AUGAUGAACACGCCUACGAUGAAAGUCCUUACCUCGAGCGAUGGUACUACAAUAUAUGCCGAAGCCAUCGGCGAUCCUCGUAAUCCCGCCGUUGUCUUGGCACAUGGAAUGUGCUUGUCGGCGGCGGCAUUUGAUGGCCUCUUUAGAGACAAACGGCUCCUGGACAAGCUGUAUCUGGUGCGCUACGACUUGCGAGGACAUGGUAGAAGCGGCAUGCCCGCAGGCAUCAAGGGCUACCGCUCUUCGCUCUGGGCCGAUGACUACGCCGCUGUUCUCAAGGCUUUUGGCCUGACAAAGAGCUAUGGAGCUACUGUUGUCGCGGAUGUCUGUGCGCACACGGAGUCGCAUCCCUUCAUUGGGCUGGUCUUCGUAGCACCGCUGCCCUACAUCGGACCAGUCAACGUUGGCACUCCCACUGUGCUCCGCCUCAUCCCUGGCCUGAUGAACACGACCGACGUCGCCCUAAGCUCUCGCACACGUGUGAAGUUCGUCGACUCGUGCUUUAACGAGCCCGUGGACUUCGGUGUCAGAACGUCACUUAUCGGGCAGACGAUUCUGCAGCCCCCGGAGGUUGAGGCGUACGUCUUAUCGCGCCCGCAGGAUCCGCAGAAGAUGUGGGAGGCUGCACGCGCAGGGCUGCCUCUCCUGCUGCUGAACGGGACGGAGGAUAAGCAGGUGUCGGGAGAGGCCGUCGUGAGGGAGCUUAGCCCGCAUUACACGAAGAUGGAGGUGCGGAUGAUCGAGGGCGGCAGCCAUGCCCUCUUCAUGGAGAAGCAAGAUGAGUGCGUUGAGGCGCUUCUGACAUUUGUAGCGCGGUUGACGGUAGGUGACGGUUGCUUCCCCCACGCUCUGUACUAG
Molecule: messenger RNA, 858 nt
Organism: Postia placenta MAD-698-R-SB12
Lineage: Eukaryota; Fungi; Basidiomycota; Agaricomycetes; Polyporales; Adustoporiaceae
Exons: 4
Coding region: 1-858 (285 amino acids)
Source: RefSeq, a predicted model, not a curated record